Messenger RNA from Chroicocephalus ridibundus (black-headed gull), 2823 nucleotides. It is a transcript of the gene MTX3, whose product is annotated as metaxin 3. The record is from RefSeq and is a predicted model, not a curated record. Gene Ontology annotation, biological process: mitochondrion organization. Gene Ontology annotation, cellular component: SAM complex; cytoplasm. The transcript is spliced from 7 exons. Bases 159 to 1016 code for a protein of 285 amino acids. NCBI's taxonomy places the organism in Eukaryota, Metazoa, Chordata, Aves, Charadriiformes, Laridae.
CCGCGGGAGGGCAAGACACCCUUACACGGUCCCGGGGAACGGAGCCGGCCCCUCCCGCCGCCUUCUCCCUUCCCGAGGGGCGGCCGGGGGCGCUCGGGCGCCGCCAUGCGAGGGCAGCAGCGCCGCGCUAUCCGGGCCGGCGCGGAACGGCGGACAAGAUGGCGGCUCCCAUGGAGCUGAGCUGCUGGGGAGGCGAUUGGGGGCUGCCCUCCCUGCACCCGGAGUCUCUAACCGUCAUGGCUUAUGCCAAAUUUUCUGGUGCUCCCUUGAUAGUGAAUACGAUAAGUAACUCUUGGAGAGCUCCGAAAGGAGAGGUACCAGUCCUGAUAUCAGAAGACAUUGUUAUUUCUCAGCCAGCAAAAAUACUAAACUUCUUAAGAAAGCAGAAAUAUAAUGCUGAUUAUGAAUUGUCUGCAAAACAAGGAGCUGAUACACUGGCAUAUAUUGCACUGCUUGAAGAGAAACUGCUUCCUGCUCUGGUAAAUAUUGAGAAAUACUUCAUAAUGGUCAUAAUUUUUGGCACUGGAUUGCCAGAAGAGGUGACUAUGUUCUGUCCUGAGUUGUGUUUGACAUACACAGAAAAUGGUUAUGUUGCAGAGGUCUUAAUGUCUUACCUCAGUCACUUUGGGUUUUGGUUUUGUUUUGUCACUCUUUUCAGGCCUACCACCUUGGAUGCCUUUGUGUUUGGUUUCCUUGCACCGAUUUAUAAAGUGUGCUUCCCCAGAGUACAAUUACAAGAGCAUUUGAAACAGCUUCCCAAUCUGUGUCGAUUCUGUGAUGAUAUUUUAACUUGCUACUUCAGGUUAACUGUCUCAGGCCAUUCUCCGGCUGGACAGGAUACAGCAGAUGCUAAUCUGCAGAAACUCACACAGCUUGUAAAUAAGGAAUCCAACUUGAUUGAAAAGAUGGACGACAACCUUCGUAAGAGUCCUCAGCAUCCCCCUCGAAAGCUAACAACCCUCAAGCUUGCUGCAGGUGGAGAAGAAAGCAGUCCAUUGAAUCGUUUGUCACCUUGACAGCUUUUGUUGCCCAGACACACGUGUUUGCCUUCAACUCUUCUGAGCGCCACAGUAAACUUUUUCACGUGAAUGUUGUUUUGCAAGGGGAUAUCUUCUAACGGGUACAAGUAGAGAAGAAAUAUAGUUUUACAAUCUCCUGUCUACCUGUUCUUUUAAGAAAUUGCAUAGUUCAGGCUGACCACACACUAAGCGGAGGCUAAAGUAAACAGGAAGCUUAUUCCUACAGAUGUUAAAGUGAUUUUGUACAGCCUAUUUUUGCCGUUAGCCUAGCAGAAAUGUUGACCAAAAGUUAAAAUUCCGCUUAUAGAAUGUUCACCAUUAUUUUAUUUUGUGGCUUUUGGUUUUACUGUAAUCAUGUUACUAUAUGUGAGUGGGUAUACUCUUAUAUCUGUCUGAAAAUUACAAAGUCCAGUUGCAAAAUCAGUGAAAAGACUGGGAAAAAAAUAGAAUGUUGCCCUUUGUGGCAGCUGAGAAAUGAAAAGCAACGAGAGGAAGUUAAAUAUUUUUUUAUUUGACUUCCAUGAACGCGCGUGGGUCUUGUGUUUUAAGAUUGAUUGUAUUUUUUAAAACUUGUCAUGUUGUACUUUUAGGGGGAUUGUUGAAAAGUGUGUGUGCCGUGGGGAGUACAAUGAGGUACAAAAGUAACAUUCCACAGGUACCUGGUAUUAGUGUGAAACAAGCUUAACCUGUGCACAGCAUAAUACCACAUGCUGCAAAAUUGUUAAGUCAAAAUCGCAGAGGACUGGUAGUGAGAUGGAGACAUCUGAUUAGCUCCUGUCAGACAAGAGACUUGACGAGCAAACACACUGCGACUCUGGAUUGAAAGGAGCUGGUUAGGGCUUUAUAAGACAACUGAUGUAGGCUUUUGAAUUUGUCACAGAUGCCUUUUAAUUAGUUUUGUCUUAUUUUUUUAUAAGCACUACAGUUCAUUCAAAAACUAAAAUAAAAACCGUCCAAAUUUUUAUUUUUUCACAGUCUAGUUCAGAGUUCUUUUAUCUCUGCAAACUGUAAUACAUUGCAGUGCAUAUUUCUUCUGUUUAACUAAGGGACUUAAGUCUCAUUACAUAUUCUCUCAAGCAGCCUUGCCCAGUUCUAAAGACCCAAGCAAUUCUGUUAGAAGGGAUGCUGUAAUUGUCUACUGGCAGUAGACUGGCAGGUGUUUUGUGAGUGGGUGUAAAGAGAAUUAGUCAAGGAGAUUGGCCAAAAUGGCAGCGGUUUGGAUACAGAAUUCUGAUAGCUGUGUGUAUGGGAUGACUGUUCUGUUUUUUUUUUCCUUUUUCUGGCCAAAUCAAAAUAGUCUUCCAAGCUUCCCUUCAACUACUAGUCAUGUUUGAGAUAUAUAAAUAAAUUAUUUCCUAUUUAUAAAGACAAGACUGUAGAUUGUGUACAUACUGUACUUUCAGACUCGAUACGUAAGGAAUGUAAUAUCCGUAGCAUUUCGUAAUUAUAACUGAAAUGUUUGGUUUCUAAUGGGCACUUUAAAAUAAUGUUUAAGCUUCAUGCUCUUACUAGAGUAUUUAUUUCAGUGAUUUGAAAUUAAUUUAGCUCAUACUCAUGACAAUUGUAUGAACCGACAGUCUACUACAUGUAAAAUAAGUUAAGCAUUUAAAAUUUUUAAUGCCUGUAUCUUUACAAGGUUUAAAUGAGGUCAAGUCACAUGGCUUUUUAAAGUCUUUAAUUUAUAAACAUGGCUAUGGAGAAUAUGCCUUAGUUUGUUGCUUUUGUGAAUAUGUACACUCAAUCUUUAAAAUAUCUUUGUAAAAAUGUCAUUGUUCCAAGAUUAAAAUUUUGGAUUUUUAGUGGA